CAACGUUCUCGGGUGUCUGAUCAACCCGGUUUUUCUUUUUUCUAAUUUUUGCACGAACCGUAUUCUGAAUUCCUUCCACCAUCGUCGUCUUCCUUCUCUACGACUUUUCUCGGAUCCAGCCCAGAGUUUCCUCCGAUAAAUUUACAACCUUCAUGUAUAAAUCGAAGAUUUGUUCAAUUCUCUUUAUCCUGUAUUAAUUGAACCCAAAUUGAAUUGACGCCGUUGAUCAUACCCGAUUUGAGAUUUAGGGUUUGGAAUCGGCCCUUUAGAUCAUUGCAAUCCUUCAAUACUGGAUCAUUAUCUCUUCUAUUUCAUGUUUCCGUAAACUCCCCUCUCUUUCGUCCACAUAUUUCUUAGAUUUUCUUGACCCGUUCUAAUUUCUAGGGUUUCGAAGCGUUCGAUUCGCUAAGGUUUGUUCUUUCUUUAAAUUUCUUGAGGGUUUUUGUUUCUUUUCUAGCGAUUUAUUGUUUUCUGCUCGUUUUAUCCGUAAUUUCUCCGAUCUACCAGCAAUUCGGGUGUGUAAUAGCUUCGACUAGGGUUAGGUUUUCAGAAAGAUUUGGGACCUUUGUAUUUGGUGUAAUUAAUUUGGGGUUACGUUCAAGGGCAUAGGGAAUUCACUUUUGGCGUUUGAUUCCGUGAUAUUUUAGCUUAAUUAAGGCUUCUAGGGUUUUUCCUUGAUCUCUCCAACACAUUUCUUUUGCGGUCCUUCGAAUCGACGAAUUUGGGAGGUUUUCUCCAUGUGUAUAUUAACUGGAUAUCAAGUAAUGCCAUCUAUGGCUACAAUAGGCUAGCAGCCAGCAGAUUUGCAUGUUUGGUUUAAUAAAUUUUGAAUUACCCAUACGCUUACUGUGGUAUCAAGGUUAAGAUGGGAUCUAAAAGGCCUUUUGAUGCUGAAGAGUUCCCGGAGCAUCACUGUAAGCACCCAAGGAAGCUUGAGUAUAGCAAUACGCCGGAUCCGUGUGAUGAACUUGUUCCUUGUGAUAAUGCCCCACAGGAACCUAUUAUUUCAGGUAGAAAUAGGUGGCAUACAAUCUUUUGGGGAGGAUGAGGAUGGCCUUCAUAAAUUUCAGUGGCAUGAGGCACUUGAAAAAGACACUGUCACAGAUGUUUCAAAUUUAGUUAACUGUUUCGAGACCAAUGACCCCUUGUCAUUGGUUUCCAGCAGUUCAAGUGAAGAAGAUGUUCGGUCUGGGGCAUCGGCAUACUCAUCUAUUUAUCCAGAAUAUUUUGAGUUAGAUUUCCCACCGAGAAGAUUUGUUCCAUUCAAGGAUGCCUAUCAUUCUUUCUUGGAUCAUUUUCCUAGAAAGCAAAUUCCCAUUGGUGCAAAUCAUCAGGCCAGUAUUCCAUCGUGGGGCAAACUCAUAAAUGAGAACAACUUAGAUAUGACAGAAAAGUUUACUCCCAGCAUUGAUGAUGGUGGCAAUGAGGAGAUGCUGAUGGGGGCUUUGAUUGUCCCAAUGCCUGAUUCAAAUUUGUCUACAGACAGCGGUGGCUAUGCUGGAGAUGGUAGGACAGAUUGUCACUGUCUGGAUUCUGGCUCUAUUAGAUGCAUUCGCCAACAUAUUAUGGAAGCACGGGAGAGACUUCGAAAAACACUUGGGAAAGAAAAAUUUGUGAAUUUAGGGUUUUCUGACAUGGGUGAGGAAGUGGCACACAAAUGGACUGAAGAAGAAGAGCAGAUAUUUCUCGAGGCUGUUUACUCCAGUCCUGCAUCCUUGGGUAGAAACUUUUGGAAACACCUAUCUUUGGUAUUUCCUUCUCGAAGUAAAUCAGAGCUUGUAAGCUAUUAUUUCAAUGUGUUCAUGCUGCGGAGGCGUGCUGCUCAAAACAGGUCUAAUUUGCUGGACAUAGACAGUGAUGAUGAUGAGUGGCAUGGAAGAGGCUCUUAUGAGGUUGGCGAGUCAGAAGAUGAGGACUCUGCUAUUGAGUCACCUGUUGAUCAAGAUACCCAGGCUGAAUCCUCUGAAGAAGAUGAUGGUAGUGAUGAUGACGAUGACAAUGAUGAUGCCAACAAAGAUGGUGGUGAUGAUGAUUGCAAUGGUAAUGGUGGCGAUGGAUCUGGUAGAGAUGUUGUUCUCAAAGAAGAUGGUGGGAUGAAUCUUCCUUCUGAUGCACACAUUAAGUUGAGUGAUGAGAGUAAAUUUGACCCCUUGGUUCAGCAUGUGGAUAAGACUUCAGGGAGUGAUCAGGACGAUCUCAGUGCACAAGAUGACUCAUGCCUGUCAUUUGAUUGUCAAGCCAAUAUGACUAGCUCCUGUGAUCCUGUUAACAGCGAAAAUGCUUUACAAGUGUGUGGGGGUAAGAGUGAGCAUGCCAAAUGUUUGCACGUCAAAGAUGAUUGGUCUAAUGAUGCAGUGGGUCAGUUCAAUUUACUGGAGCCCUAUGAUGCUAAAGUUUGGGAUGGCAGCUGCCCAUCAGCUUCUUUAAAAGGUUUUGAUCUUCUAUCCACAUGGAACAUGAUUGAAGAGAUUUUUGGGCAAGGGACUUCAGAUAAAAAGGUGAUGGAUGAUUGAGGCAUCAACUGGUGUCCCUUGAGAUAGGUAUCGAUUUCCUAGCACACUAACAUAUCUGGUGCGGCCUUUGCAAGGGCCAAGAUUUUGAGGCUUUGGCAGGUGCAAUUGUCUUGCAAGAUUUUUUUUCCCCAAAGCGUGGGAUAUCUUAUUUUCCAUUAUCCUGGUGUACAUCCUUUUUUUUCCGGGUAAAUAAGUGUUACAAGAAGAGGGGGGUUAGCAUGUUAAAAUACUGUUUACGUCCCUUCGUUGAGUCUUCUGUUAUUUGGUAACAUGUUCAAGUGCUUUCAAGGAAAUGCCUUUUUGUACGUCGAUGACUUGUAUAUUUUAUUCAGUCCGUACCUCUUUAUUGGGGUGGAAGCCAAUUUUGUUAUCUUAAUAUUCACAUGUAAGCUUUAUAUCGGAAUGGGAACCGCACUGCUCAGUGGUUAAAAGUAAA
Messenger RNA from Carya illinoinensis, 2949 nucleotides. RefSeq lists its product as uncharacterized. NCBI's taxonomy places the organism in Eukaryota, Viridiplantae, Streptophyta, Magnoliopsida, Fagales, Juglandaceae. The transcript has 4 exons. The coding region runs from base 888 to 2513 and encodes 541 amino acids. The record is from RefSeq and is a predicted model, not a curated record.